CCAUGGGCUAGAGGAAAACUGGUUGCUUGAGAACAGCUGAUCACUUAAUGAUACAUCAGGCUCCAUCGCUGACUUUUAUUUUUUUUAUUUUAAAUUUUUGAUACUUUCGAAAUCACUUUUCUUUAAAAGAAAAUACAUAAAUGUGGAUUUAACUUAAGAGUCGUCUGUUUACCUGCACCGAGUUUCCCCUUGUCUUGUUUAUGGCCUUUGAUUACUGGCAACAACGUCAAUGUCAAUCUCUCGACGGUAGGCGGGACCUCUAACGCAGCAGCCAAUCAGCGGGCUCCUCUGGAGACGCGCUUUAAAAGCAGAGGAGCGCCUCGGCCGCUGCCAGUAAUAAGGAAACUGAGGACAAGUUAGGACUUACAGAGAGAAGAAGAGGAAUGAAAACAUCUGAAUAAAUCUCUGGACUCCGCUUUGAAUCCAUCUAAAGGUACAAACCGACGACUUGGUACAGUACAGUUCCCAUGUUUUGGAAGUUUUGCUGUUUUUCGUAGCAUUAGUAAAUACAGCGGGACUUUGCGCUGGAGAUUGGCACAUUUGGGACACAGCAGCAUCGUUUGCAGCGCACUCUUGUAUUUGACUGUCGUUUUUAAAAAAAGAAAAAACACACAAUAUGUCCACAAUAAUGGAACAGCCUUUUUAUGACGACUCGUUUCUCUCUGCUUAUGGCCAUCCAGGCGCUGCCCUGCCAGACUACAAGCUGCUAAAGCAGAAUAUGAACUUGAACUUCUCCGAUUCAUAUCGGAACUCGAGCUUCAAGACACAGCACCUGCGCGCAGACAGUGAUUUCUACCCGGCGGGCACCGCGGACGUGGGCUCGCUGAAGCUCGCUUCGCCUGAACUCGAGCGGCUCAUCAUCCAGAGCAGCAACGGGGUCAUCACUACGCCGACCCCCGCACAGUACCUCUACAACCGCGGCAUCACAGAGGACCAGGAGGUGUUCGCAGAAGGCUUCGUCAAAGCCCUGGACGAUCUGCACAAGAUGAACCAGAUGGCGCCUCCAAACGUCUCCAUCGGCACUGGUGGGCUCGCGUGUCCGGCUCCGGGCGCCGUGUUCGCCCACUCUAUGCAGACGGAACCGCUGGAGUACACGACCCUAAGCAGCUGCACCACGAAUCCCAGCCUGACCUCCACGGCCAGCUACCCGUCCACAACCAUCAGCUACCUGCCGCACCACCAGUACCACCAGCAUCCCCAGGCUGUGGCGCACGGGUCGCACCACUUCCAGCACUCUCUGGCGGGAGCUGGCGUCCACUCGCAGCGCUUCGGGGGCUUGAAAGAGGAGCCCCAGACGGUCCCCGACAUGCAGAGCAGCGACAACAGCUCCCCGCCUAUGUCCCCCAUCGACCUGGAGAACCAGGAGCGGAUCAAGGCGGAGCGCAAGCGGCUGAGGAACCGACUGGCAGCUUCCAAGUGUCGGAGGCGCAAACUGGAGCGCAUCGCCCGGUUGGAGGACAAGGUGAAGGUGUUGAAAACGGACAACGCCGGACUGUCGAACACGGCCUCCCUGCUGCGGGAGCAGGUGGCCCAGCUCAAACAGAAAGUCAUGACUCAUGUGAGCAGUGGCUGCCAGCUCAUGUUAGCGCCGAAAGUGAAGUCUUACUGAAGAAAUUAUGCACUUUUUAAUGAACACUGGACAAAAACUGCACUGAAAAACAAAAGACUUUAUACGCUGAGUGGAUGAGAACUGAAACGUAUGUGGCUUUAAAAAGGCCAGAAAAGAAAUCCUACAAUCAGCCUACAAGAAACACUUAGGGGCAUUUUUGAACGCGUUUUUAAAAGUGUCGUCUUGGCUUUCCCUGUUUACAUUUUUUUUUGUUCGCCCUUUGUGACGCUUUUUAAGUGUAUAAGUUAUUUGUAUUUCUGUUUUUUUUUGUUGUUUUUUUUUUUACCUGUACGAUAAUAUUUAAGUAAAAGAAAGCAUGUAAUUAAAAUACCAUGCUGCUUAUAAAUGUCUGUUCUUUGAAAAACACGGUCGUAUUUCUCGUAAAUAUAACCACAUUGUUGUCACCGAUCAAAAGUUUACGCCAGAAGUUGCCAAAACGUCCCAGCGUAGGACUUUUUCCCUCCUCCCCUCCUUAUUGACGUACGUGCGUAAACCCAUAUAUGGCAAAUGUUGCGUGCGGACGUCAUAUCGCGACAAGGUUUCCGGGAACUCCCUCCUACAUUGCCAGUCAGAGGCUGCGCUCUCCCCUUCACACCACAGCGAGAGAGAGGUUUGUCAAUGAGUUUAUUCUAGUGAAGGGAGUUUCCCCCCAUUCUGCUUUUGGUUUCCCAAAACAAGCCUUGUGAUCAACAGCUCAGGAAAGAGAAAAAAGUUCCAUGAAAACAUGUCGUAAUGACGUUCAAGUUAAAAAGUAGUCGGAAAGAAAAGCUGGCGGAAAGACUUGGUAUGAAAAACGUCAAAUUUGAAGGAUAUUAAUGCCUUUAAAGUGGGCCCCAGCAUAGUUAUUUAGGAACAUGAAAAA
Molecule: messenger RNA, 2471 nt
Organism: Gambusia affinis (western mosquitofish)
Lineage: Eukaryota; Metazoa; Chordata; Actinopteri; Cyprinodontiformes; Poeciliidae
Product: transcription factor jun-B-like
Exons: 1
Coding region: 617-1609 (330 amino acids)
Biological process (GO): regulation of cell cycle; regulation of transcription by RNA polymerase II; regulation of cell population proliferation
Cellular component (GO): transcription regulator complex
Molecular function (GO): DNA-binding transcription factor activity, RNA polymerase II-specific; transcription factor binding; RNA polymerase II cis-regulatory region sequence-specific DNA binding
Source: RefSeq, a predicted model, not a curated record